Molecule: messenger RNA, 2110 nt
Organism: Protopterus annectens (West African lungfish)
Lineage: Eukaryota; Metazoa; Chordata; Ceratodontiformes; Protopteridae
Gene: TMEM164
Product: transmembrane protein 164
Exons: 6
Coding region: 748-1692 (314 amino acids)
Source: RefSeq, a predicted model, not a curated record
UAGUGUCAUCCAAUCGCAAGGCGUCGGUUGAUUUCAGCAUGUGAUACAUGUAUGUUGUUUGUGAGUGUAUGUGGGGUGAUGUUGAGAGACACAAUUAUUAGUUUUUGUGGUCUGAAGAAAGAGAAUUGUAGUCAUUCACCGACGAGAGACGGAGCGCGAGCGAGCAACUGUUAGCAUAUAACUGCAACCAGGAGGGCUGUCAUUGAGAUUAGUAAUUGCCUUGUUGCUCAGUUUAUUGACUUGGUAUUUGUCUACAUGUUGCUUAGAUUAUAAAUCUUUGCAUUCGGCCUUGUACUACAAACUGAAAUGAGAUUUUGGAUACAUUAAAAGGAAGUACACACAUCUGGUUGAGUCUCGACGUUGACUGCAACUAUUCGGAGUUUAAUUUCCUUGAACUACUACAGUCAGUUGGAUUUUGUAGUCAUUUCAUAAUUUGUUGUCACAGCCGGAAGCAACAAGGUGCACAUUGUUUGUUUGUUUUUUUUAUUUUGUUUUUGGAAUUGAAAAGCACACAUAUAUGCACACAAGCAGCGUGAAAAUCCAUAAAAAAUUUCAAAUGGUUUAUGUUACUGUUCAUGCACCUCUGUUCCGUUAAAUCCGCCCACUGACUGUGGGAACUAACUGGUACUUAAUUUCCUCUCUGUUUCAAUUUUUUAAAAGGGCUGUGGAAACACGCAAGGGGGACUGCAGUUGACUUCCCACAAUCGGUUUCUUUCGAAAUUCAAGUCAAUAGUAGCACUGCUGUUGAUGUUUCGACAGGAAUCGAGUAUUUUGGCUUGUAUUCCUUCUUGCUCUAACUCCUUGCAGGACGGGGAGAGGAAUAUGUCUCGGUACAACCUCGACAGUUUAAUGGAUUGGGUGUACGGUGGAGUGGACCCCAGGUUCGCCGGUAACGGGGGACCCGAGUGCGCAGCCUUCCUAUCCAUGAAGCAGCGUGUUGUCGAGAGUCUGCUGCUUACCGCUAUAUCCGCUAGUGAGAUUUUACUUGGAUUCUUGAAGAUUAGACAUUCCCAGGAGAACUGGCAGGAAGAAGGAACAAAAGGACGGCAGGGCAAACAAGAGAGCCUGGGGAAGAACUUGUUGCUGGUUGCUCUAUGUCUCACAUUUGGAGUGGAAGUCGGAUUCAAGUUUGCUACCAAGACACUCAUCUAUCUUUUAAAUCCAUGCCAUGUUGUGACUAUGAUGCAGAUUUUUCUUCUUGCUUGUCCACCAUGUAAAAUUGCAAUGAUCAUCUUUAGAUUGCAGAUGCACAUGCUGAAUGGGGCUCUCUUAGCACUGCUUUUCCCUGUUGUUAAUACUCGACUGCUUCCAUUUGAAAUGGAGGUGUACUAUAUCCAACAUGUGAUGCUAUAUGUUGUACCUGUCUAUCUACUCAGGAAAGGAGGAGCAUAUACACCUGAACCAUUGGGGAAUUUCUGGUGGGCCCUUCUAUCAACAGGACUGCUUUUUUUAUAUCACUUCACUUUCUUACAGUUUCUAGGAAUGAUCACAGAAGUGAACUUGAACAAUAUGUUGUGCCCAGCUGUGUCAGACCCUUUCUAUGGCCCCUGGUAUCGUAUGUGGGCAUCAGGACAUCAAACAUUAAUGACAAUGAUCCAUGGCAAGUGUGUUGUGUUACUGUUCUUCUGUAUCACACCUGUGGUGAAGUACAUCCAGGAUUUCAUCAGGCUCCCAACUAAAAAAUUAGUUUAAUGUAAAAAUGGACAAGAACAUUCAAUAAAAGGAUUAGCUAAAUAAGCAUAAGUACAGUAUAUUAGAUUUCAGACAUUUCUUGUCUGGAAAAUGUUUUGGACCAUUUAACACUCAAGAAGAAUGAAAGAUAAGAAAGUAGAAACAAUUACUUCUGUUUUUCACUGCCAAGCCUGUGGCCUUACAAAGGUAUGGUGACAUAUGUAUAGAAUUAUGUGACAAUGAGCUUAGAUAUUUUAAACUUACUAGAACAUUGUGAAUGAUACAAGAUAUGUUAAAAUAUUUUUUGUAAAAGUUUUUAUUCAUAUGACAAUAUAGAAUUUUGUGUCACUUUCCCUCCUAAAGGGCUUAACGAUCUGGUGAAGUAGAUACUCACCAUGAGUUUUUGAUCAUUAAGUAAACUGGUUUGCAUUGUCGUUCA